CUUGACUCUGACUCCAAUGGAAGCUUCGUCUCGCGAACCGAAGGAAACAAUCGAUUCUGAUUUAAGCUUUAAAAAUAGGAGUAUUAUUUAAUUAAACCAGUAAACUAACUACACAUUAAACAUUUCAUCUGAGUCUGUCUUCCCGCCUGUGUGUUUCAAACCCGCUGAUUCACCGUUAAAAGGUUCCGUUGGGCCUUGUUUAUAAACUGAGAAACAGGCCGGAGGAUCUUUACAAAACCAAAGAAAUGACCCAGAUGCAACAAUGACAUCCAGAUUCGGUAAAACCUACAGCCGUAAGGGGGGGGAGGGCACGUCCAAGUUCGACGAGGUUCUGUCCACCAAGAGAGGCACCCUCAGCACCAAAUGGGGCGACACCACCUACAAAGCCAAGGUGGGCUCAAAGCGUGCCGGAGCGCCCAAAAAUGACUCGGUUCUGGAGGUCUACAAGAGACCCCGUCCGAGCGGAGACGGCAUGGAGGAUCCGUUCGGCUUCGACAGCGACGAGGAGUCCAAGCCGGUGUCGUCUCGCAGCAAGUCGUCCCCUGCUAAACCCAGCGCUGCCGAGCCCCCCCAGGCAGAGAGACCGGGGGCGGGGCUCUCUCUGAACAUGGGGAGCAUGUCCAGCCUUCAGGGGGGUGGGUCCCACGCUCUGACGGCUUCCAGAGGGGCCUCCUCGUGGAUGAACAACGACAGGAGCCAGCCCCCCCGGAUUGUGGAGGACACGGCGCGCUUCUUCAACAGCAGCACUGCUACUACAGGAAAUCCUCCGAGCUCCUCCUCGUCUUCCUCAGAGCCUCAGCACAGCUACUCGUGGUACCUGAACGCCUCGGAGAGCGACAAGAAGCCGCUGCCUCAGACCACCACUUUGAAAACGGGGGCAAAAGCAGAAUGCUCGUACGACGCGUGGGACGACAUCAUGGGUCUCCGCCCUCCGUCCCCCAGCAUCCAGGAGCCUCGUAACCCGGCUCCAACGCUCUCCUGGGCAACAGCGGGAGUUUCCGCACAACAUCAGAAACCCCCGUCUCCGCCGCGGAGCCCCAACCUGAGCGAGGACUUCGGGGGAGACUUGGAUUUCCUCAUGGAGACGACGGAUUCCUCGCAGACGCAGACGACCUCCUCCUCCUCCUCCUCCUCUUCGCCGCUGCUCAGAAACACAAACUGUCGGACGUACAGGAGGCCCAACAAGGGAAAAACAUCGGACUCUGUCUCAGAUCCGCCCAAAUCUGCGUCUGACGGAGGUAGUGAUAAGACCACAGUAGAGGGAGGAGGAGGAAGAGGAAGAGGAAGGAACAGAGACUUCACGGUGCUUCUACCCUCCUCCGUGUCCAUGUGUAACGUCACCAUCCAGGACCGGGGGGGGGAGGAGUUCAGUGCGGACGCAGCGCCCUCCAGCGGGAGCAGCGGCGCCGCGUCGGGGAACAACAGCGUGGAGCUGGGAGAGGCCGGGUGGCAACGGAAGAAAACUGAGAUACUAAACACAAGGUUCAAACCAACGCAGACAAAGUCAAAGAAGGACAGUAAGCUGGAGAGUUUCGGUUUCGAAGACGCAGCAGAGGGCCAUCAGGAGGAGAACAACAGCGCCGAAAACAGCUACAAGAUCCAGUACUUCGGCUUCGACGAUAUGAGCAACAGCGACGGAGAAGAAGACGACGACGAGGACGACAGCGGAGCGAAAGCGAGGAGAAGAGCGAAGAAGGAAGCCGCCGCUAAGCGAGCCCCGAUGGAGCCGAUGGAGGAAACGCCAACGGAAGAACCUCCGGAUCCCUUCGAGGCUCUGGAGAGGCUGGAGGCCCUCGAGAGGACGGAGAGACUCGAGAGGCUGGACAGACCGAGCAAGGAGACCAAGAAGAACGCCGAGAAGGAGAGCAGGAUACGAACAGAGGUCCUUGAUUUCUCGGAGGACGGCCUCAGGAUGGUGGCCCGGGCGCCUCGGCCCCCCCGCCGGCCUCCAACAGGGAAAACAGCCGAGAAGAACCCAGACUCCUUCAGGAGGAUCUUCAGCGCACACAAGAAGUCUCCCACUAAAGCUGUGUAUAACGCGCGGCACUGGGCGGUGGAAAGUGAAGAAGAGGCUCCGCAGACCUUCGUCUCUUCGGCUCCUGCUCCAGCAUCAGGAGGAUCCAGUAAGGAUUCAUCAGCGGCUCAUAAGGACGACGGUCUCUUUAAAGCUCCUCCCCCUCCCCCUAAAGUCACUAAAUGUGUGACCCUCCCCACGGAUCUGUACCAGGACACCGUCACUGCACUCAAGUGCCGCAAAGAGCACAAAGAGCUUUACACCGUGGUGCAGCACGUGAAGCACUUCAACGACGUGGUGGAGUUCGGGGAAAAUCAGGAGUUCACGGACGACUUUGAGUACCUGGCGACGGGUCUGAAGAGCGGACAGCCGCUCAACACGCGCUGCCUCAGUGUGAUCAGCCUGGCGACGCGCUGUGCGAUGCCGAGCUUCAGGAUGCAUCUGAGGGCCAGAGGGAAGGUGGCUCAGGUCUUCAAAACGCUCAACGACGCCCCCCAACACUCGAACCUGGCUCUGUGCACGGCCACGCUGAUGUACAUCCUGAGUCGGGACCGUCUGAACAUGGACCUGGAUCGAUCCUGUCUGGACCUGAUGAUCCGGCUGCUGGAGAUGGACCACGACCAGGGGCCCGGCGCCGUGUCCGACCCCGACGCCCAGUUCAGCGCCAGAGAGAUCGCCAAGAUAAAGGAGAAGAUCCGGAAGCUGUGUGACACCGUGCACAACAAACACCUGGACCUGCAGAACAUCACGACGGGUCACUUGGCGAUGGAGACGUUACUGUCUCUGACGUCCAAGCGAGCGGGGGACUGGUUCAAAGAGGAGCUCCGGCUGCUGGGAGGACUGGACCACAUCGUGGAUAAAGUGGGGGACUGUGUGGAGAACCUGAACCAGGAGGAUGAGAAGGAGAAGAUGGUGUCGUCUCUGUGGGGAGCCGAGCGUUGCUUACGGGUGUUAGAGAGCGUUACGGACCACAACCCAGAGAACCAGAGCUACCUGAUCGCCUACAAAGACUCAUCACUCAUCAUCUCCUCUGCAAAGUUGCUGCGGAGGUGUGAGGCGAUGAUCCAGCGCUACAGCAGAGAGCUGAACUCAGACGGAGCCGUGGGGAAAGCUGUGGAGGAUUGCAUGAGAGCCAUCAUCGGAGUACUGGUCAACCUCACACAGGACAACGAGUGGGGCAGCACGAAGACCGGAGAGCAGGAGGAUUUAAUCCUGACGGCGCUGAACUGUGUCCUCAAAGUGCCUCAGUAUCUUCCUCAGGAGCAGAGGUUCGACAUCCGAGUGCUGGGUCUGGGUCUGCUGAUUAAUCUGGUGGAAUACAGUGCGAGGAACAAGUACUUCCUGAUGGAGAUGGAGAUGGAGGGUCCCUGCGACGCCACCGUCCUCAUCAACCCGCUCCAGGAAUUAGCCAGCACCGGGACGCUCAGCGCCAUCGCAGCGCUGGUACAGCUCUUCCUCCAGAGGGAGCGAGCAGCCAUCAAGGCCGAGGCGCAGACUGAUGACCUCAUCAAGGAGGCGCCGAAGCCCCCGCUGGAUAAGAGCGGCGAGUGGCAGGAGACGGGAGGGGAGAUCCAGUGGGUUUCCAACGACAACGUGAACGAGAACUCAAAGGAGAAACAGGAGGAGGAGAAGAAGAAGAAGGAGAAAGACGAGGAGGACCACGAGCUGGACCUCAACAAAG
This is a messenger RNA of Trematomus bernacchii (emerald rockcod), 3695 nucleotides long. Its product is annotated as wings apart-like protein homolog. Lineage: Eukaryota; Metazoa; Chordata; Actinopteri; Perciformes; Nototheniidae. Gene Ontology annotation, biological process: regulation of chromosome condensation. The record is from RefSeq and is a predicted model, not a curated record.